Messenger RNA from Fomitiporia mediterranea MF3/22, 3222 nucleotides. RefSeq lists its product as uncharacterized. The transcript has 4 exons. NCBI's taxonomy places the organism in Eukaryota, Fungi, Basidiomycota, Agaricomycetes, Hymenochaetales, Hymenochaetaceae. Gene Ontology annotation, cellular component: kinetochore; mitotic spindle; nuclear envelope. Gene Ontology annotation, biological process: mitotic spindle assembly checkpoint signaling; attachment of mitotic spindle microtubules to kinetochore. The record is from RefSeq and is a predicted model, not a curated record. The coding region runs from base 1 to 3222 and encodes 1073 amino acids.
AUGUCCAACCUGCGUUCAGGUCCAACAAACUCCUUCAGACCAACGCGUACGACACGUUCUACCGCAGCAGCAUCAGGUGCAGGCACAUCAGCAGCUGCGACAACCAGCUCGACGCGUCCCACUGCAGCCUCAAGACCUCUCUCAGCGGCGGCUAGCAGUCGUCCAGGCUCUUCAGCUGGUGUCAAGCCACCUUCGAGACCAGGUUCCGUUGCUGGUUUCUCCUUUGGCGCUACGCGCGGUGCUGCUACGUUAGGUGCUGGGCCUAGUAGAGCAAGUGCUCCGCCUGCGUCUGGCGGUGUUGCUGCAGGUGUGAAACGAAAGACGCGUGCUGGUAGCUCGAGUGUUGAACAAGAAUCGUCCGCAGCAAAACGUCCCGCGCUGACCAGUGCCUUCUCCGCUCAUGUCACACAAACAUCUCUCAACCGCCAACUCUUAGCUGCACAGGCUCAAGUCACAGAGCUACAAAAUAAACUACUCAACAAGGAUCGCGAGAUUGACAGGUUAGAAGCGGAUCUCCGUCUAGUCGCAACGCGGGAAGAAGAAGAGAAGGAGGCUCGACAACGCGCUGAAGAGGAGUUCACUCUAAAGACGAGCGCACUCGAAUACGAGCUCUCCUCGCUAAAACGAAAGUUCGCAGAACUCGAAUCACAUCACGAAGAUCUCGACGACGCCUACUCAACUCUCCUACACACCUCCCAAUCCAAAACCGCCGCUCUCAAUGUCGAGAUCACCACUCGUGACGAACAGAUCGAGCUUUUGCAAUCUCAGUUGCAGGACGCUCAGGCACGAGCACGUGAAGAAGAGAUUAGGGCGAAAGCUCUGGAAGAGUUACUUGAGCAAAUGACGGAAGAGGAGCCUGGAGGUGAGGAUGAUGAAGUAGAGGAGCACGAGAAGGAGGUAAUAGGUGGGGAUGAUGGAGUUUCGAAUACCAACGCAGGCAUGCGAGUCGAGAUUGAAGAACCAGCGACCAGCGUAGACGACGACGGUUCUUCGAAGGCAGAGAAGGAAGACGAACGAGACGAGCUCGACGCAGAUGGCGAAGCCGACCCCGAGGAAGACCCAUCAAUGGCAGUCGAUACUAUUACUGAGGGAGACGUCACACAAACCGGUGAAAUCGAAAUAUCAAGCAUCCGUUCCCGCUCAGUAGCAGCAGUCGAACCAAACGUUUCACUUCACUCAGGCGACCAAAACCAACCAGAAAUCGAAGCUUACCCCGACCCAGGUGCACCACCGCCCUACACCGUCUCCUCGCCCAUCUCCGCCUCCGCGUCGAUUGCGUCACGUUCUCGUUCUGCGUCCAUAGCUUCUUCGCAGAACGUUUCCAUCGCUUCUUCUCGUGCGAUGAGUCUUACACUCGAUCGGCCACUACAACAGCAACAGCAGCAGCAACCAACACACGGAACUCCACUCUCCAUCUCAUCCAACUCCCGCCUCGACCCCCUCUCCCACAUCCGUCAUCGACUCAGCCUCGGCACACCCAAUAGACGUCGACGUCAUUCCUCCACAGUCUCUUCACAUUCCCAACAAGAACGAGAACGAAUCAGUAAUAUCAGUAAAGACAACGAAAUAAUCCGCACCGAACUCUCCCGCCUCACAUCCCACCUCACCUCCCUCGAAGCCUCCAACACCCGCCUCACAUCCGAACUCUCCCGUCUCCGCUCCAGAGCCCAAAACUCAGAAAUCCUACGCGAGGAGAAACGGGAGCUUGAGAGGCGGUUGUUGAGUAUGGAGGGGCUGAGGACGAGGGUCGCCAAGCUUGAAACGAAUGCUUUGGCAUUCGCUAAGCGGGAGAAGGAAUGGGAACUUAAGUUGCGAAAUCAAUCCGAGAGUGGUGGUGGAGAUGAUGAGAAUAACGAGAAUUGUACGCCGGGGAAGACGCCUGUAGGUGUCACACAACAACUUACGACGCUCCGCAAACAACACGCGACACUCUUAGACGAACACGGACAACUAAAAGCUACUCUCCGAGCAUACGAAGUCGAACUCACCAACACACGCUCAGAAUUAGAAUCCACUUCUUCCAACGCAAGCCGUUUGCAAAAAGAAAUCGAACACCUCCAAGACACCUUAACUCGAAAAGAAAAAGAAUGCGUUUUAUUGGAACGAGACGCGAUGUUUUUGCGAUCCCUCGUUUCGAGUUAUCAAAAUGAGGAAGCGGCGAAUAUCACUGUGUCAGAUGAUGGUGAAGUCGUCGCUGCUGCUGUUACGGAGAAACUCGAACAGCGAAUCGCGCAAUUGGAAUCCCUUCUUGAGGAGUACAAGUCUACGAUUGAGGGACUUGAAGGGGAGGUUGAGAGGUUAAGACGGUCCGGCGGUGGAGUUGCGAGUAAGUCGAAGGAAGAGUGGGAUUUGCUUGUGAGGAAGGCUGCUACUUUGGAGGAAGCUUUCAAAAACGCACAAUCCUCAGCAGCCCAAAGCACAGACCGUAUCGACCAGCUCGAACAACGUCUCUUCGAACUCGGCGGAGAGAUCGGUGCAGGUCGACACAUUCCACCUAACACACGCGUUCUCACUCUUCAACAGAACCCAGCGCAGGAAUGGGCUGAUACGAGACAGGAAGUGCUUGAUAAGCUUAAGGCGGAGAAUGAAGCUUUGCUUGAGCGACUUAAGGAACUCGAAUCCCGACUUUCUCAAUCCGGCGGUCCUCCCACUUCCACCUCCACAACCUCCAAUUCCGAUCCCACAGACCCUGGCAGCAACACACAAUUCGUCCCCCGCGCAUCCUACGACUCCCUCAAACACGAAACCUCCUCCCUCUCCUCUCUCCUCGCCCAAAAAGAAAAACGUCUCCUCCGCUUACAACAAGUCUACUCUUCCAAAUCUAUCGAGUUCCGUGAAGCCAUUGAGAGUAUUAUGGGUGUAAAAUUGGCGUUUUACCCGAAUGGACAGGUGAGAGUGACGAGUGUGUAUGAUUUGAGUGCGGCUUUUGUUUUCUCGCCUGCCAAGCCUGACUCAACCACAAAUAACGAGAAGGAGGACGGGAAAGACAAGGAUGGGAAAGACAAGGGUAAGAGGGAAGGAGAUGAGAAAACCAAACUUGGAGCACGAAUGCAACUAAUCGCUCUCGGCGACCACGUACCCGAAGAACUGGAAGGGUUGAUGAACAUGUGGAUAAGAGACGAGAUGUGUAUACCGUGUUUUAUGUCGAGCGUUACGUUGGAGUGUUAUGAUAAGUGGAAACGCGAGCAGGCGGAGGCUUCCGCCGCCUCUGGGAUGAGCUAG